Messenger RNA from Rubroshorea leprosula, 1675 nucleotides. NCBI's taxonomy places the organism in Eukaryota, Viridiplantae, Streptophyta, Magnoliopsida, Malvales, Dipterocarpaceae. The record is from the annotation of a GenBank genome assembly.
GAAGUCAACAGAUAUUGAGUGACGGGAGAAACUUUGGUUUCUACACCUUGAAAUUGGAGUUGGUUCGGGUUCGAUGGAAGAAAUUGAUUCUUGGCCUCAUGUAUGCGAGCUGUCGGAUUGUGAGAGACACCACCUAAAGUGCUGCUUCGAAGAGGAAUUAAGAGAAUUGAAACCCUAUGUAGAGCGCGAGAUCCUUGAGUCGCCGGCGGCCAAGAAUCAAAAGCAGUUGGAUUCGGAUUCCAGCGCCAUCACUCCACAGGAUGAUUUCAGGCGAUUUGUUAAUGAGCCUAGUUACACUAAGGAAUGUGAAGAAUUUCACCAGCAGGUAGACGUCGUGAGAGUAGCAAUUCAAGAGCGUCUCAAUUUGAAAUCAGAGAGUUCUUAUCGUCUUCUAAUAAAAGAAAUGGGAAUAGGCCUUGUCAAAGGUAUUGCUCAAAGGAACUGGGAUCUAAAAAAUUAUAAGUUUCUAUCGGAGAUAGAUAUUAUUUGCAUGUUCAAGAUUUGCUACUUAACCUACUGCAGUGGGGAGUUCUAUGGUUUUAAUUCAGUGACGCCUCAGUUGCCGAAUGUUUAUGUACCUGCAGUGAAGACAUCCAGAGUUGAUGACAUGCUUAUGGUAAAGAAUGCUUUGCGGGAUUGCACCCCAUUGGAGGGGAAGGCAAAAUGUCAUCUAAACAAGGGACUUUUAAGUUGGGAACGUAGUAAUGUUGAAAACUUCUUGGUCUGUGAAUUGUUGAAAGAUACAAGGAUUCUAGAGUUGAAAGAAUCUGUGCCAACCCCUGACCCUAUAGAGGUUAUUGGUAGUAUUCUCGAUGAUGUUGUUUCUUGUUUGUCUCAUGUUGUGUGGAGCAGGCGUGAACAGGUAUACCAUGUGCACUGUUCAGUGUUUUCUCCUCAACUUUUGAGAACCCUUUGCUUACUAUUGUUUGAUGAAAAUCUUAGUUUUGAGAUCGGGUUCAAGGAGGACUGGGAGGAUGAUCUUGAAACGAAUGCUGGUCAUAUCAAAUUUCUAUUUGGUGUGGCCUGGGCUGGGUCAUUUGCUGAAGAGGUUAUUGAGGUUGUUAUCUAUGCUGAUUAUAUACGAAGGCAUAAGGGCCAUAAUUUCAUUGAGGUGUGUCAUAUUCUCCUGGCACUUGGCCACACAAGGAUGGUUGAUGCUGUCAGGGGAGCAAUUAGGGAUGCAGGGUUGAAUUUUUUAUAUGAAUACAAAGCAGAAUACCCUAUCUAUGAUUUCUAUAUCAUAGCUAAAGAUAUUGCGUCUUACAUAGGUGAUGGGAUGGUUGGAGUCAAGCAUUUGGUUCUUGCCAUUUUGUGGGAAGGAGGCAAACUUAUUGCUGGAAAGGAAAAGGAAAUACUUAAGGAUUUUGAUCCUUGUAGCUGGUCCGAGUUCUCUGAGAAAGUCUAUGUUAAAAGCUUCCUUGAAGUGGAAACUGAAAAUAGAGACAUCUAAGUUACAGUCACAAAAUAAGUGGGACAUGAUGUGGGACCUAGUUAGGUCCAUUCCAUCAUGUAGUUAGGAUUGGAUAUCAUGAUUUUCCAUUUGCUGUAAUAGAGACUAAUAGCCUUUUAUUGGAACUCUGUUGAUUCCAUGGUUAUACUUUCUCUUUGUCAGAAACAAAAAGAUGCAGUGCAGAAAUUUUGUCUACUGAUUUGGAAGACGGAUAUUGCAGUAAUC